AUGUCACAGCUUCCGAUACGGAAUACCUUCAUCGAGGUGAGAGCUCCAGCUACGGUUCGUCCACGAUCUCAGACAGAUUUCGUGCCCGGUCCGGUCGACGGCUCAACACAGGCGACAGGUGCUCCAGUGCUUGCAAAGGCUCCCGCUCCGGCUGCUCCAGCACCAUCUGCGUGCGUCGUGUCCAGCAUCGAGACAGUCGCGAGCAGGCGAUGCUCCGUGACUCGAACGCCUGACGUUUUGUUCCCGCGUACUCCGCUGGGAUCCUUCGCAAUGGAUCCGCCACAUGCUUUUGCCUUGCCACAGGCUCUAGACGAACUUCAGAGGCGAAGGACAAGUACGCUUAGCUCCGAGGCGGCGCGGGUACAAACGAGUCAUUCAGCUACGACCCGCAGAAGCUCGCUGGACAUGAUCCCUAGCACGCCUGACAUGUACUACAGUUGGCCUGUGGAUGCAAACCCUGCGGCCUUCAUGUUGCCCAGCGCUGCUGCGGGACAGGUGCCGGCCGCUCCAGCACCGGUGCCUCUCUCGACUUCGUGCCCCAUAAAGCCUGCGUACCCUGCGGGCUGUGCUGCACAAGCAAUACCAGCCGCGCCACAAGUGAAAGGACCACCCCCAUCAGCCGCUGCUCCAGUACCCGUUUCGUGGGACGGCGCAUAUGCGGCACCAACCGCACCAACCGCACCAACAAUGCCUCUGCAAGUUGUCCACGACAAGCCGCUCAAUGUGCCAAUGUGGCCCCAGCCUGCACACAUGCACCCCACAGUGCUGCCAAGCAGAUACCCUUUGCAGCAUCCACAGCAAGUCUUGGUCCUCUCCAACUUCUUGCAGGAGGCGCCUGUGCAGUCUGUCUGA
Molecule: messenger RNA, 852 nt
Organism: Symbiodinium natans
Lineage: Eukaryota; Dinophyceae; Suessiales; Symbiodiniaceae
Source: the annotation of a GenBank genome assembly